Molecule: messenger RNA, 2534 nt
Organism: Spodoptera litura
Lineage: Eukaryota; Metazoa; Arthropoda; Insecta; Lepidoptera; Noctuidae
Product: putative inorganic phosphate cotransporter
Biological process (GO): transmembrane transport; monoatomic anion transport
Cellular component (GO): membrane
Molecular function (GO): transmembrane transporter activity
Source: RefSeq, a predicted model, not a curated record
GCGCGCGCGCGACGCUCACUUCCUGCUCCGCGUUGCCUUGGCGACCGCGUACCUAUACGAUACACUGACGAUACUAAUACGAUACUACUACGACAUAAGCUAUAUUUUCGAAAAUUGUGCAGUGUGUGAAGUGAACUUAUAAACAUGGUUGACUGUGAUACUACCGAGAUGACGACGGUGCCAAAACCCGGUCGGCUGCUGGGCAUGCGGCACGUGAUGGCGUGUCUCAUGUUCCUCGGGACCACCGUCUCCUACGCCACGCGAGUCUCCAUGAGCGUCGGCAUCGUCGCUAUGACUUCCAACAACAGCUAUGGUCAUCCGGUGUUCACCCACUGGACGCGGAGCAUACAGGAUACGAUCCUGUCCUCAUUCUUCUGGGGCUACAUCGUGCUGCAGAUCCCGGCGGGGUACAUCGCCGGCCGCUUCGGGGGCAAGUACCUCAUGCUCAUCUCCAUGGCAACCACAGGCGUCGUUAACUUGCUGCUACCCAUUGCCGCUGUCAAGGGUGACUACAUGGCGGUGUGCGCAUGCCGCAUCGUGAUGGGUCUGGUGCAGGGGCUGCUGUACCCCAGCCUGCACGGCGUGCUCGGACACUGGGUGCCCGUCACCGAGCGCAGCCGACUCGGCACCUUCGUAUAUGCUGGUGCACAGCUGGGUACAAUCGUGGAGUUGCUGACAUCAGGCGUGCUGGCCGCCAGUCCGUGGGGCUGGCCGUCCGUGUUCUACGUGGCGGGCAUCUGCUGCAUCGUGUGGUCCGUGCUGUGGAUCAUACUCGGCGACUCCACGCCCGGCUCCAGCCGCUGGAUCUCCAAAGAAGAGAGGAACUAUAUCGAGUACAAUGCAGGCUCCAACGACAUUGGACAUGAGAAAAUUCCAACGCCUUGGAAAGGUAUCCUGACCUGUCUUCCAUUCUGGGCGAUCUUGCUGGCUCACUGUGGUCAGAACUUAGGAUUCUGGACGCUCCUCACCGAAUUACCAUCAUAUAUGAAGAAUGUUCUAAAUGUGGACAUUAAAGAGAACGGACAGUUAUCAGCUCUGCCGUACGUCGCUAUGUAUAUCCUCAGCUUCUUCUUCAGCUGGCUGGCAGACUUCCUGGUGAACAGAAAGAUCAUCAAACUAGUCACCUCUCGCAGAAUAUUCAACACUAUCGCUCAAUGGGGUCCUGCAGUGGCGCUGCUGGGUCUAUCGUACCUGCCGGCCGGAAACCUGUCGCUUGCUGUCAUCAUCCUCACCGUUACCUGUGGUCUCAACGGCGCCCACUACGUCGGAUUCAUGUUAUCCCACAUUGACUUGUCUCCCAACCACGCGAGUACUAUGAUGGGCUUCACCAACGGUAUCGGAGCGAUCUUCUCGAUCUUGGCUCCUCUCAGCGUCUCCUUCGUUGUUGAAGACGAGACCAGUGCAGCUGACUGGCGGAAAGUGUUUUUCAUAUCGGUAGCAUUUUACUUCCUGGCCAACUUGUUCUACUUGCUGUUCAUCUCAGCUGACAUACAGCCGUGGAAUGAGCCCAAACCUAAAGCUCUCGAAGAUGGAGUAAAGAAAUCAGAUGAAAAGAACGCUGACGAGAAGUCCAAGAAUAUGGGCGAGCACAAGUUCUGAGGAUGCGAGGAGUGGACUGCUAGUCAUAUUUAGUAGAGAAACAACGUUUGUGAUGUGUGCUAGAGACCGUGUGGCACAGCUCGGCACUACACACAGGACACAACAAUAUGUUACAUACUUCGACUGUGAUACAUGUCUACAUAAAGGUCGCUGAUUAAGUACCUACUUAAGCUUAUGGUGACUUACAGGUCGUCAAAUGAUGCAGCGUAAUUGAUUAUACAAUAUUUUUUUAUAAAAUUUUCACGCGCAAAUAACGUCAUUAUUUAUAUGUUUCGAAAAAUAAAAACGUUUUUAUCAACAUCAUUAAUGUUAGUGAAAAUAUUUGCUCAAUAUUAUAAAAGUUUCCAGUGGCGUAUCGUACCUAAUUAAAACUUAAUUCUGGAACUCGCGGGCUCACGUGCCCUCUUCAAAUUAUGACAAAUUGUGUUCGGAACUGCCUCAAGUUUGUCACAUUCCCUUUUGACAAAUCCAAUUAUACAACAGUUUGUCAUAUUUUAUGAGUACACUAGUUUAAUUAGAAAUUAUUGAGAAAUUACCUGAAUAACUCGCUUCCCAUAAUUCAUGUCAAGUCAUCGGGACGUUUGCUUGCAAGUACAUGCCUGGUCUCGAGUUAUUGACCAUAGAACACCUAGCCACCGAGUCGAGUGGUUUGUUAAGAUAAUUUUCAUGAAAGAAAUAUAAUUAUUAUGUCACCUCUGACGAUGUUUUCUGUAUGUGUGAUACAAUAUUGUUCAGUAAAAUAAAUAACUCUAAGAAUAACUAUCUACAUAUUUAUAAAUGAACGCUGUAAAAUAGCGGUAAAUGUUAAUAAAAUAGAAUGUAACGGAAACCAAAGAGGAUUCUGUAAACCACGCGACCAGUGCCUUCUAUCUGUGUAAUAAUUUAUUUGUAAAUAUUUACUACUUAAUUAAGGUUCGUUAAAUACAUUUAUUUGU